UGGCAAGGGUCGUUACUGUUUUAGUUUUGUGAAUUUUUUUAUUCUUUUUUUUUGAAGAGUGUUAAGUGUUUAACAAUGAUUGUGCUUGCGUUCUGUUUAGCGGGAUUGCUACCAUACGUUAUCGGCGAAAGUUGUUUCUACCACCGAUGCCUCGGCUGCAACCCUGAGCAGAUGAUGAUCGGUCACGGCAGCCCCGUGGAGUGUCACCCAUCCAACUGGGUGUCCCCACAAUGGUUACACACCUUCGGACAAGGAUACCAACCGCCCAGCACUGACUCUAGGAUACCUAUAGAGUACCGCUGUCUAAAACUGGUGGCGACGCCUGAUGAUAAGACUUUUGGCAACACAAUAGAUGUUCUCCGUGGCUGUGUACCGAGAGCUCAGGCUGACAUUCUGUGUCUCGGCCUGGAGAGUGUCCAGCGAGCUCGCGGACACAGCGACGCGCGCUGCUUCAUAUGCAAAGGAAACAACUGCAACGCCGCCCCACAAACACACUCCCUCCCACUUAAAGUCGCCUUCAUUUCCUUCCUCACUUACUUAGUUAUAAGAUAGAAAAAACAAAGCAAAUUAAAAAUUUAAUUUAAUGACAUAGAUUAGUUUUCAUAAUAAUUUCG
This is a messenger RNA of Trichoplusia ni (cabbage looper), 614 nucleotides long. RefSeq lists its product as uncharacterized. The transcript has 3 exons. Bases 76 to 552 code for a protein of 158 amino acids. The record is from RefSeq and is a predicted model, not a curated record. Lineage: Eukaryota; Metazoa; Arthropoda; Insecta; Lepidoptera; Noctuidae.